Molecule: messenger RNA, 1017 nt
Organism: Adineta steineri
Lineage: Eukaryota; Metazoa; Rotifera; Eurotatoria; Adinetida; Adinetidae
Source: the annotation of a GenBank genome assembly
AUGUCACCUUCAGUACAAUAUUUCCAAAGUGUUUUACAGAAUGUCACGAUUUAUAUUGGUUUAUUUGCAGUGAUAGGAGGUUUCUUUGGCAAUAUAUUAAAUAUAAUUAUUUUCUCAUCAUUAAAAACAUUUCGAGAAACAUCAUGCGCACUUUAUUUAACCGUGGCAUCAACGGUUAAUAUAUGUCAUAUUCUAGCAGCUCUGUUAUCUCGUGUUCUUAUUGCUGGUUUUACAAUAGAUUUAACAGCAACAUCGACCAUCCUCUGUAAACUACGGCAAUGUGUUGGCGGUAUUGGUCCACUUAUCUCUUUAACAUGUAUGUGUGCAGCAACCAUUGAUCAAUUUCUGUCUAUGACUAUUCGUUGGCGUCAUCUUAGUCAUCGAUAUACAGCUUGGCGUUUGGUUAUAUUUGCUUUAAUUUUUUGGUGUUUAUAUGGCAUUCUUUUUCUUAUCUAUUAUGAUAGUGUUUUAUCGCCAAUUACUGGAAAUCGAACAUGUACAAUCACAAAUGCAAUUUUUGGUCAUUAUUUUAAUCAAUUUCAUAUACCAUUUUUACUUGGAUUUAUUCCAUUAACUAUUCGAAUUAUUUUUGGUCUUCUGGCUUUUAUUAGUGUACGGAAAAUAUCUCAUCGUCAAACCCCGAUUGUUCGUCUGGAACGUGAUAAACAAUUAACAUCCAUGGUUUUGAUUCAAACUUUAGUUGAUAUUGUUUUAUCUUUUCCAUUUUUUAUCUAUUAUACAUAUUCUACUUAUACACCGAGUUUAAAUCCAGCCGUUUCAGUUUAUAGUUCAAUGCUUAUAGGCGUAACAAAUACUAUUUAUUAUACAACUUUUUCAUUUGGAUUUUAUAUUUAUUGUUGUUCAUCAUCACGAUUUCGGAAACAACUCAUAUAUGUACUUGUUGAUGUUCAUUUGAAGUAUUGGUGUGGUAUUAAUCGUCAAAAAAAUAAUAAUCGUGUAGACGUACAACAGGACGAAAAUCAAAUGACUUCAUAUAAAGAAUGCAAUCAGAUUUAA